CUUCCUCAGCCCGCUAAAAAUUCUCCUGAAGCUCAGAGCUCGCGCUGCUUUUUUCUCUCAAUUCUAGUCUCACUCGAUUCAUAAGCUCGCGUCGGAUUCUCUGUUCUUCUAUACGCCGAUGGAGCCCCCUUUUCCGAAUGAAUUGAAGGAGGAGAAGCGAGAGGGGAGCAGUCCUCGUCCUUCAUCUUCUUCUGCUACUCCGCGGCCGAUGGAUGGAUUGCAGGAUUCCUGGCCUCCUCCAUUUCUGACGAAGACCUAUGACAUGGUGAAUGACGCGGGUACCGAUCAGAUGGUUUCGUGGAGCAAGAUGAACAAUAGUUUCGUUGUUUGGGAUCCUCAUUCCUUUGCAAUGGAAUUGCUUCCUAAGCAUUUCAAGCAUAAUAAUUUCUCCAGCUUCGUCAGGCAGCUCAACACUUAUGGAUUCAGGAAAGUUGAUCCAGACAAAUGGGAAUUCGCUCACGAGGGCUUUCUCAGAGGUCAGAAACACUUGCUGAUGACCAUCAAAAGAAGAAGACACCCUGCCCAUCCUUCUAAUCAACCCCAGCCUUCCGAGGCCUGUCUCGAGGUCGGAAAGUACGGACUUGACGGCGAAAUCGAUCAAUUAAAACGCGAUAAAACCCUAUUGAUGUCAGAAGUCAUAAAGCUAAGGCAAGAUCAGCAAAACUCCAAAGCUCGCCUUCAAACCAUGGCCGAGAAGCUCAAAGGAAUAGAACAGAAGCAACAACAUAUGAUGUCAUUCUUGGCAAGAGCGAUGCAAAAUCCCAGCUUUGUGGAUCAGUUGGCUGAGCAGAAAGACAAGAGAAAGGAACUUGAAGAAGCCAUUUCGAAGAAGAGAAAACGCUACAUCAACUAUAUGCCUGCAAAUGUUAACGAGAGCACAAGCCAACAACAAAUUCAGGAUCCCAAAUCCAUAUAUAGUCUCGAAGGAAAUGAUGAGAUUUCAGCAUUUGAGAAUCUGGCCUUAGAAGUCCAUGGAUUGAAUGAGAUACAAGGUGAGGAAGAAAAUGAGGACCAGCAGCCGGAAGAUCCGGUAGAGGAGCUAAAUGAGGAAUUCUGGCAGGAGCUGUUCAAUGAAAUGAUUUCAGAUGGGUUAGGGACAACAGAGUUGGAUUUGGCGAAGCCUCCAAAGUAAUGACUGGAUGAGUACUGAUCUCCCCCUCAAAAAAAGACUGAAAAUUUCACCAUUAUAUCUCCCUUAUGGGUUCUAAUGGCGGUUGAUUUGACAUCAAAUGAGCAGAACCCAUAAUCAUAUAUCCUUUUAUUAGCUAACUAUUUUUUUAUAAACAUUAAGAUUUACAACUUCUUUUUCAUUUUUUUGCAUCGUUAUGACCAUAAUCUUGUUGGUCUUCUGGCAGAUAUAACAUUAAGGGAGAUAGAAGAUAAUUUGAUCCUUGCAACACAGUUUCAUGAUUUACCGUUCAAGGGCUUUUCUCAUGGAGAUCAGUCUUCUGUUGGUGAUUACUUGUGGCAGCAGAAUUGAUGAUUUGUUAUAUGGAUGUUGAAGCUGGUUUCAUGGAGGAUUUCUGGGAGCUGAUACUUUGUAUUGCGGACAGCUUUUGUGAAAUUAUUGUGGUUUUAGGCGUGGUUGAGACCUGUUUAUCAAACAUUUUAAUCUCUUUACAAGUUGAACUGCUUAUUCAACUAUUCUUGUUUAAACGUUAUAAUUUGAGUAUUUUCAUACACUAUAGUUGUUGAUUGAAUAUACA
This is a messenger RNA of Phalaenopsis equestris, 1706 nucleotides long. Its product is annotated as heat stress transcription factor A-2b. The transcript has 4 exons. The record is from RefSeq and is a predicted model, not a curated record. Bases 119 to 1132 code for a protein of 337 amino acids. Gene Ontology annotation, biological process: regulation of transcription by RNA polymerase II. Lineage: Eukaryota; Viridiplantae; Streptophyta; Magnoliopsida; Asparagales; Orchidaceae. Gene Ontology annotation, cellular component: nucleus. Gene Ontology annotation, molecular function: RNA polymerase II cis-regulatory region sequence-specific DNA binding; DNA-binding transcription factor activity.